Molecule: messenger RNA, 1522 nt
Organism: Xenopus tropicalis (tropical clawed frog)
Lineage: Eukaryota; Metazoa; Chordata; Amphibia; Anura; Pipidae
Gene: hsf2bp
Product: heat shock transcription factor 2 binding protein
Exons: 8
Coding region: 127-1074 (315 amino acids)
Source: RefSeq, a predicted model, not a curated record
GUAAAUGCGUUCCAAAUACAACUUCCCGUUUCACUGCAUAUCCGGGCGGGAAACUUGUGGGAGAGAAAGCCACAGGAAGCUGAGAGACAUAUUCUGGUGCUGCUUUGUGAUUGGCUGCCUGACGUGAUGGCCGGCUCCUCUGGGGCAGAGUUUAUUCGCAUCAGGAGGCGGGACUUGGAGCGCCUGACGACGGAGGUGAUGCAGAUGAAGGACUUUCUGCCCAAGAUCUUAAACCCGGAAUUGGUGGAAAUAGUGCAGAGACUUGAGCAGGCAGAGACUGCUCUGGAGAAGAAGACUCUGGACUGUGAUCACCUGAUGGCGCGGCUGGAGGCGGCACAGAGCGAAUGUGUACGGGAACGACAGGAGAAGCUGUCUCUUGUUUCUCAGGUGAGCUCUCUUCGGGAGCAGUCUGUUCAGCAGGCCGAAUACUGUUCUCACAUGGGGGCUGCAGCUUGCACUCUGCUCUGGGGGGUCUCGCACAAGGAGGAAGUGGUGCUGAGCAUUCUGGGAGGGAGUAAGGCCCCCAUGUUCUUCAGCCUGGCUGCCCAAACCCUCUCCAGCUUUGUGCGAUCACUUACCUCAGAACAGCCCCAGGAUGAGGAGAACGAGGAGAGCCAUUUUGUUCUGGGUCUGGCCGGGACAGUCACAAAUGUGGCGGCUGUCUCUAGUGGGCGGGAAUUUCUGGUGUCCCGGUGCCAGGACCUUCUAGAGACCUGGAUCCAACUCUUGGAGGAGAUCGGACUGGGAUCCUGCUGCCGGCUCCGAGUUCUCCUGCUGAUGUCUCUGUACAAUGUCUCUAUUAACCAGAAGGGUCUCUCUUGGAUGAGUAACAAUCACAAACUUAUCUCCCAGGUGCAGAGACUCUUGACCGACCCCGACCCGGAGGUGUGCCUGCACGCGCUGCGCCUCUUCCAGUCUGUGGUUCUGGAGCCAGAGGUUCUGCCCCGGCUGAAGGCGGAUCUGCAGGAAUCAGUAGGGCACAUAGUGGCGCUGUCCCAGAGUCGGAACCGGCAGCUGCAGAGCGAGGCUUGUGAGCUCCUAGAGGAGGUGAAAGUGCUGCAGGCAGACGCCUGACCCACUCCCUGUGCCCCUGAUGUCACUCAGCCUACUGUGUGAUGCUCUUGUGAUGUCACAUCCUCUCUUGUGAUGUCACACCUCUUUAUGUAAAGCCUUAUGGGUAAAGCAUCUGUUUAAAGGGCCGGUUCACUUUUAAGUUAAAGUUUAGUAAGUUAUAGAAUGGCCAAUUCUAAGCAACUUUUCAAUUGGUCUUCAUUAUUUAUUUUUUUAUACUUUUUUAAUUAUUUCCCUUCUUCUUCUGCCUCUUUGCAGCUUUCAAAUGGGGGUCACUGACCCCGGCAGCCAAACCCUAUUGCUCUGUGAGGCUCCAGUUUUAUUGUUAUUGUUACUUUUUAUUCCUUAUCUUUGUGAGAAACACGGGACAGACGAUGUUGCCCCGCCCAGGACACAGUUGAUUGGCAGUUUCCUGUUUAUUCAAAGUUGGAAUGUGAUUUAUUGGAUCAUC